Messenger RNA from Rangifer tarandus platyrhynchus (Svalbard reindeer), 1380 nucleotides. Lineage: Eukaryota; Metazoa; Chordata; Mammalia; Artiodactyla; Cervidae. The record is from the annotation of a GenBank genome assembly.
AUGGAUAAGCUUAAUAAAAUAACUGUCCCCGCCAGUCAGAAGUUGAGGCAACUUCAAAAAAUGGUCCAUGAUAUCAAGAACAAUGAAGGUGGAAUAAUGAACAAGAUCAAAAAGCUGAAAGUCAAAGCACCUCCAAGUGUUCCUCGAAGGGACUAUGCCCCAGAGAGCCCAGCCGACGAAGAGGAGCAGUGGUCAGAUGACUUCGACAGCGAUUAUGAAAACCCAGACGAGCACUCGGACUCAGAAAUGUACGUGCUGCCAGCCGAGGAGGCCGGGGAUGACAGCUACGAGCCGCCACCUGCGGAGCAGGAGACACGGACAGUUCACCCGGCCCUGCCCUUCACCAGGGGCGAGUAUGUCGACAACCGAUCAAGCCAGAGGCAGUCUCCACCCUUCAGCAAGACUCUUCCCAGUAAACCCAACUGGCCUUCGGCAAAGGCAAGACUGGCCACCUCUCUGCCAGCCAACACUUCACUGCAUAAACCUCAAGUCCCACCCAAACCCAAAGAGCUCCUUGAGGAUGAGGCUGAUUAUGUGGUCCCUGUGGAAGAUGAAGAUGAAAACUAUAUUCACCCUACAGAAGACAGUUCAAUCCCAUCUGAAAAAGCUCCCAUGGUGAAUAGAUCAAUCAAGCCAAAUACCUCCUCAAGGUCAGCCUCUCCUCCAGGGACAGCUCCAGGUCGCAAGAGUGGAGCCUGGGACUCCAAGUCAACUUCUUUACCUGCUGCGCCAUCCCCACUGCCCAGGGCCGGGAAGAAAACAGCUAUGCCACUGAAGACAACUCCAGUUGCCUCUCAACAGAAUGCCUCAAGUGUUUGCGAAGAAAAACCUAUACCUGCUGAACGCCACCGGGGAUCUAGUCACAGACAAGAAAAUAUGCAGUCACCGGUGUUUCCUCCUCCUGCCCCGAAGGCAGUUCAUCAAAAACCUAUACCUCUGCCAAGAUUUCCAGAAGGGGGAAGCCCAACCGUGGAUGGCCCACUACCCAGCUUUUCAUCUAACUCCAGUUUGUCAGAACAGGAAGCUGAUGUUCACUGUAAACCGUGGUAUGCUGGUGCCUGUGAUCGAAAGUCGGCCGAAGAGGCAUUAUACAGAUCAAACAAGGAUGGAUCAUUUCUUAUUCGGAAGAGCUCUGGCCAUGAUUCCAAACAGCCAUAUACAUUAGUUGUAUUUUUUAAUAAGAGAGUAUAUAAUAUACCUGUGCGAUUUAUUGAAGCAACAAAACAGUAUGCUUUGGGCCGAAAGAAAACUGGUGAAGAGUACUUUGGAAGUGUUGCUGAAAUCAUCAAGAAUCAUCAACACAACCCCCUGGUUCUUAUUGACAGUCAGAAUAACACAAAAGAUUCCACAAGACUGAAAUAUGCAGUUAAAGUUUCGUAA